CAACAGCUCCAUUUCCUCUCUACGCCCUCACUCUCUCUCUCUCUCUCUCUUUCUCUCUCUACAAAUUUCAAACCUAAAAAAAAAAAAAGGAAAAAAGGUCUUAGGGUUUGAGCUAAGUUCGCGCUCGAAUUGAUGAGGAGCAGCUGGAUGUCUGGGGUGGGAGUUAGCACAUCUGCGUUGAUGAGUUUGAGCUGAAUCGGACGGUGGUGGUUUCGGCGUGGGUCGUGGAGGGGAGGUAUCUGGGUCUACACAGCAGUGUUAGUCUUCUCAUUCUCUCAUGGAGAAGAGUAACACGGCUAUGGGAAAUGGAAAUCAUCAGAUAAGUGAAUACGAUAAUACGGUUUCCAGACCUUCAGGAUCACUUGUAAAGAUUGAUUCGAUUACAAUAGACCUUGGUCAUAUUGCCAUGCAGAAGAUUGAGGAGGGAAACUGUCAUCAGCACUCAUUUUCAAUCCGUGGAUAUGUUGCUGGGAUGAGAGAAAAGGACAAGAAGAUCUGCUCACCCUUUACAAAAUCCAGCGACAAUAGUGAUCCAGAGGAGGAACUUCCUCCUCUAGUGGUUCGCAAGUUUAGGUGGUGGCGCUGUGAAAACUGUGUACAGGAUCUUCUCAGUGAAAAUGCAGGAAAGGAUAAUGGAAUUGCUUCUAACAGUUGCAGAAGUACUCCAUUUAUUUGUAAUCCAUGCAUCCCAACACCUUCUAAGGGUAACACAGAAAAGCUGCCAUUGGAGAUGGAGCAUGCUCCAACUUCAGGGAAAAAUGAAAGAAAUACAGCUGUCAAAGAUGCAUCUGCUGCUUUGUGUGUCAAAAGAUCUCUGUCAUUAUCCAGACAUACUAGUGAAACAAAGUCUGGAAUUGAAGGCACAAAUGCACAUGAUGAUAGAAGUGAAUAUAUUGUCCAAGAAAGAGAAAAUCAUUCUGAUGGUGAUGGUCAGAGGAUUGCUUCAACAACUCAUGAGACAGCAAAACUGUAUACUAACACAAGUGAAGCUCUUGAUAAUAGUGUGGAAGAAGCUAGAAGACUGCCUUCAAUCAAACUGAGAGAUGACGGAGAGGGAUCAUCUGAAAGUGAUGGUGAAACUGGAAAGGCUCGAUUUCGUUUGCUGACUGAUUUGUUAAGUGGACAAGUCAACCUGGAAAAUUCUUGCACCAACUCUGCACAGGCUUCUCUUGACCAAAUGCCUAUUGCAUAUUCUGAUGGAGGGUCAGCUGAUCUGGAGAAAGGUAUCAAGAGUCCUCAUAGGAAGAGGAAGACACCUCAAGAGCUUGAGUGCAAAGUUUCGGAGGCAGGUUCUAGAAUUAACACUCUGAAGAAUGCCAGGGCAUCUAAGGAAGUUACUGAGAAAAGUCCCAUAGCAAUUGAUAUUCCUGAUUCACAAUCAGAGCAGGAUGGAUCUGCUGAAGGAGGCUCACAUGCCAGGAUCAAAAUUCGACAAAAUAAACGCAAAAUUGAUAGAGAAACUGGAACAAAGAAAAAGAAAAGUAAACAGGCUCACGUAGAUGAUGGCUGUUCUUCGAUAAUCCCUUGGCCAACGACACCCUCAGGAUCUGGUGAUUUGAAGAAAUAUGGCACUGCGACAAAUGCUGGUAUCAUCCAAUCCUCACAUUGUGCAUCAAGUGAAGGGAACGUGCAGCAUUAUUUGAAAAAUUGCCGGUUGUUGAUGGAAACCAGGAAGAGCUCUUGUGCAUCUUCAAAUAAUAACAAAUUUCCUGAAAUUGGAUAUUAUCCAUCUUCUGUUGUGUAUCCUGGCAAUCACUUGUUGGGAGAAAGUUCAAUCAAAAGGAAGAAUGUAGAAUCAUGGACAACUCAUUCAGAAGUGGGGAACUUUAGAAUGCCACAUGAUGCAUCUGCUAAAGUUGGGUUAGAUUUGUCCUUGAACAGCUUUAGGGAUCCUAAGGCCAGGGGUAUAGAGAUUGAUUUUAACCAAAGUGUCAAUCUGCAGAAGGGAGAUAAAAUUAGUGAUCCUAGGAGGAAGGGAUUAAUAAGAGAACAAAAUGCAGUUAAAGCAGACCAGUCUUUAAAGGGAGUAUUGUGUGACCUCAAUGCUCAAACUACUAUAACAUUCCAAGGGAAGCAAAAUUUUUCAACCCUCGUUGAAGAAAGGAGUCUUCCUCUGCAUAAGAAAAUGGAUUUUUCCAUUCAGAAGAAUGAAGCAAAAGAAUUUCGCGGGAGUGCAGAAGCAAAUAAGCAUAAAAAAAGUCAAAGACGUGACGAGGAAUCUGAGCAAGGACCACCAGAUGACAUACCAAUGGAAAUAGUGGAACUAAUGGCUCAAAACCAGUAUGAAAGGGGUCUUGGUGAAAAACCAAAAUCACUGGCUCAGGCAAACAGCAAUGCUGCUAAAGGGUAUUCUGAUGGAUAUGGAAAUAAAUCAAUGGCAUGGCAAUCACCUGGCUUGAAUUAUUUUCAACAUGAUCAUGCCAGAAGAGACUUAACUGUGGCCAGUAAAGUUGUGGGAGGCAAUGGAGGAAGAUUCACCAGCUCAAAGUUGAACAGAGGUCAUUUCGAAGUGAACCAGAUGGAAGAAAACCAACUUCAAAUGUCUGGUGUAUUUCCACUAAACCUGAAAAAACUAUCAAAUGGAGGGCAAUCAUCUGCCUGUGGCUCUGUCAGAAAUGGGUUUCGGCUCAGUGAGCAAGCAAACCCCUUGUGGGCAGCCCCAGCAACCACCCAUUUUGGACGUGGAACUAUUCAAAAGUCUACUUCUCAGUCAAAAAAUAAGGAAAUUGAUGCCCAAGUCCAAACCUUAUUACAUCAUAAAGGGAAGACCAUCAGUGACAUAAAGGCCAAUGAGCUGAAAAAGCAAAGUGAAUCUCAUCCAUUUUUAUCCAAACCACGGGAAGGCGAAGCCUCUCAUAAAAAUAUGGUGUCUUUGGAGUCUUAUGCAAAUGAGGCUAUACCAGCAAUGCAAUUGCUCAGUCUCAUGGAUAAGAAGGUGCCAUCCAAUAGGGGUUUCAAUCUGGAUACCAACAAGAUCGUUGAGAAACCUUUCAUGCCAUGUGACUAUCACCCUAAUUUUAGCAGGGAUGUGACUCAGAAUUUCUUUGAUAGAUCUUUGUUUCCACAUCAGCAUUCCAAGCAGUUCUCUGACCUUAGAUCUGGUGUAUCUAAUCCUGGUGAAAGCUCGGGGCAACCUCUGCCUUCUUUAUACAAUCAAAUAUCAUUCAAGUCUCAAGAACAAGAGAAGUCAAGAAGAUUGUAUGCACCCUCACUGCUUGGAGGAAGCAAAUUGCACAAUUCUGCAUCUUCAAGUGGGACUCCACAUAUGACUCAAGGUUCUUUUUCUGUUAGGGACAUGCAGGGAGGAUUUCUAUGCCUCCCAGGACCUACCUCUUUUCCGUUGCAGGAUCAUAUACUUGAACAUCGGCCUAAAAACUUUGAGUUGGGGAGAGGCAGCAUCCCUGUUACUGCUUGGCCCGUGAAAAGCACCGUUGAGAGUAACACCUGCAGUCUUAACCAAAACCCAGCAGAAUUCACCGACCCCGAAGCUUGGGACAUCUUUACCAUUAGUGGAAAAGACUUGAAAAUUGGCAAAAAGAAUUCAUCAAGAGAGAGAUCUUAUGCAGCAGCUAACAUGGAUGGGCGAAAGCGUCAGAGGAAUACAAAGGUGAGAACAGGAAAAGAGCCAGAAUAUGGUAACUUGUGAGUGUCUCCAACUACCUUUAAGUGCUGCUCAAAGCAUACCUCUUGCUUUAAACUGUAGCCAUCCCAGGUUUUGCCUGAGUGAAUGACUCAAACUUGCUACUUUAUUCUUGGAUAUUUUUGAUUUGUCGUAUCUUCACAGAGGUCAAGUUAUUCUAGCAUAGAUAAAGGUUCCGAACUUCAUGGGCAUAUAGACAGAUGGUUGAUUUGUAUUUUGGUUAACAAAAUUAGGACAGGACUUUAAGCUCCCUCCCCGGACCCCGACUACAGAUCUCAGUCUGGCAUGCAGUUAAAAGAUGGGUGCUCGGUGCACCUGGUGUGUUAAACUUGUGUUACAACUGUAAAACCUCUCUCGAGCUCCAGGUUCCAGACCUUGAAUAGAUAAUGUGCAGUUAAGGUUGUUCCUGGCACUCCCCCCACCGUACCGUGUGUUAAACUUGUGUUUCAAUAUUAGAACCUUGAGCCCCAGAUACCAGAUCUUGACCCUGCAUAUGGGCAAGACUUGUCUUUAGGCACUUAUUGUGUGGUAAUUUUAUGCUUUUUUACUCAAGGAUCAUAAUAAACUCAAAAAUGUAUAUAAUUUUAUAUGCUUUCCAUAUACUGGGGAAACGGUUGAAGCUAUUCAGACACACUUUGGAGUUGUACCCUUUGAUUUGAAUUUCUUCUUGUUUUGUGA
Molecule: messenger RNA, 4318 nt
Organism: Ipomoea nil (Japanese morning glory)
Lineage: Eukaryota; Viridiplantae; Streptophyta; Magnoliopsida; Solanales; Convolvulaceae
Exons: 6
Coding region: 278-3646 (1122 amino acids)
Biological process (GO): shoot system development; negative regulation of flower development; negative regulation of DNA-templated transcription
Source: RefSeq, a predicted model, not a curated record